Ordospora pajunii is the source of this 1407-nucleotide messenger RNA. RefSeq names its product MFS1-like protein. Lineage: Eukaryota; Fungi; Microsporidia; Ordosporidae. Gene Ontology annotation, cellular component: membrane. Bases 1 to 1407 code for a protein of 468 amino acids. The transcript has a single exon. The record is from RefSeq and is a predicted model, not a curated record.
AUGAGCCUCCUCAUAAAGCUAAAUAGGAAAUACAUGCUGGUUCCUAAAAUCCUCUACCUAUCAGCCAGCAUGCAACACUAUAUGCUACAUAAGUUCAGAUAUCUUUUUGCCAAGGAAAAGUUCGGUAUCGCCGAGAACCAAAUAUGGUACAUAGGAGUCAUAUUCUUCAUCGCAUUCUUUGUAAACAUAUUGUUCGCAACGAUUAACGAUAAGUUCAGGAAGCCAAAGAUACUCAUGGCAUGCAUGGUGCCUCUGUCUGGAGUAUUCUUCCAGCUAUUUUACAUAGAUGCAUACAUAAGAGCAGCCGGCAUGUUUUGGAUAAAUCUGUUUAUGUACAUUACGGUUAACACCGCGAUUCCUGUUCUGCUCGACAAGGUUGUGCUUGACUAUCUCAACAAAUUUCCAGACACGACGUCCAAGAUGUAUGGAAGACAAAGGAUUUGGGCAACCAUUGGAUAUAUGGCUUCAACAUUCACAGUUGAGGGCAUCCUUCGGAAAAACAAAGAAGGUGCAGAUGUUGACUUUUCUGGCCUACCGUAUUACUCGGCAGCAAUAACGCUCGUCAAUCUUCUUCUUGUUGUGGUUUUUGUAGAAAAUCCUAAAGAUUCCAUAGAUCCUUCCAAAGUCAAUAUGAUGUCUGAGUGGAGGGAGCUCAUACGCAACAAGGAGUAUCUGUUUUUUAUUCUGAUCAUUCUGAUGAAUGGAAUCACACGCUCUGGAAUGACCAUCUAUCUUCCUGUGUACAUAACAGAGGUUCUGAAUGUCAAGCCAUAUGUAUUGCCUGAGGCUUGGGAGAAUGAUGCACUGCCAACAGAUUGGGCCUUGUACUUUUGCCUCAGCACCUGGAUGCUACUGAUUAAGAAAGCCAUAAGCGCGCUUAAUAGAUUUCCGCUGAGCACCAUUGCUGUGUUUGAGAUAUUGCUGGAAAUGGUUUCCUUGUUCUAUUCGCAGGCAGUUAUUCGCAGAAUGGGAUUGAUAUGGCCACUUCUGCUAGCACAAACGUCUCAGAUAAUUAGGUUUUCUCUGUAUCUGGUCCUUCCGUAUUCUCAUCCUCAUGUUUUUAUAUUCUGUUGCAUCUUUGAGAUAUUCAAAGGAAUCAACUUUGGGUUAACGCACGGGUCUGGGGUACAGCUUGCCGAGAAGCUGUGCUCUCCACACUUGAAAGCCACGUCUCAAGCAAUUUAUCACGGAGUCUUUGGAGCAGUGGGAUCUGUAUCUGCAGGACUACUAUUUGGACAUGUAUUCAGACACAGCAAGCCGGACGGAAUAGAAAGAGUUUCUGACGAACGUAUUCAGUCUUUUAGAACGUUUUUCAUGUUGAACACUGCGAUUGCAUGUGUUUCUAUUGUUUUAGUUACUAUGAGAUACGGGUCUGGCAGUAAGAAAUUUUAUAAUAAACUUUUUUGA